UUCGUGUUCCCUACGUUAAGCCACGGCCCAUCCAUCAUCACCUUCAAAUUCCUCUCUGCCGCUUUUCAUGUUAUCCGCGCUGCGCGUAUGCACACAUCGAUCAUACCAGCACUGAACUACUGAUAGCGCCAGCACAGUAGAGCACUGGAGCAAUGCAGCUUUCUGCAAGGCUCUUGAUUCUUGCCAUUCUUCUCGUCGCUCUGCUGUCGCGCACCGCUAGCCAUGACAACGACGACAGGCCGUCCCCGCCGUGCUCGCCCGUCGACCGGGCCGCGCUGCUCGGCUUCAAGGCCGGCGUCGCCGUGGACACCACCGGCAUCCUCGCCACGUGGGCCGGCGACGACUGCUGCGGCGCGUGGGAGGGCGUGUCCUGCGGCGCCACCUCGGGGAGGGUCGUGGCGCUGCAACUGGAGGCGCCACCGCCGCGGGAGCGGCACUACAUGGAGGGCGCCCUGUCCCCGUCCCUCGGCGGUCUCGAGUUCCUGGAGACCUUGGUGAUCCGCGACAUGGGGAGGAUUGGGGGCGCCAUCCCGGAGAGCCUGUCGCGGCUGACGCGCCUCAGGCAGCUCUACCUCGAGGGCAACAUGCUCGCCGGGGCCGUCCCCGGGAGCCUCGGCAAGAUGAGCUCCCUCCAGUACCUGUCGCUUGCCGGCAACCGGCUGGAGGGACAGCUGCCGACCGAUCUCGGGGCCGCCUUCGGUCUGGAGCAGAUCAACGUCGCCCGGAACCGCCUCGCCGGGGCCGUGCCGCCGAGCUACAAGAAUUUGUCCAGGUUGGCGUACCUUGACCUGAGCAACAACCUCUUCUCCGGUGCUAUUCCUGGGUUUCUUGGGCAGUUGAAGAACCUGGCCCUGCUGGACCUCAGCAACAACAGCUUCUCCGGUGAGAUACCGGCGUCACUCUGCGCCUUGCGCAGCCUGACAGAUUUGUCACUGAGCCAUAACAAGCUCGGUGGCCGGAUUCCACCCCAGAUGGGCAGCCUCCGGUCUCUGAAUUCUUUGGCCAUUGAUGACAACAUGCUUGUAGGCUCCAUUCCAGCGUCAUUAUUCCUUGGCCUGCGGAAGUUGUGGUACCUGAACAUGUCAAGAAACGGGUUCUCAGGCUCACUUCCCACCGGCAUUCGCAAUGGGUUGCCGUCUUUGGAAUCCAUGGACCUCUCCCACAACCAUCUCACCGGUGGCAUCGAUGAAUUCUUGAGAAGCUUAUCAAUAGUGGUUUCCAACAAGAACAUAAGCACAGGCACCUUGCGGGUUCUUCUUCCUCAGAGACUAGAGCACCUGGACUUAUCAAAGAACAGGAUCACCGGCGCACUGCCAGACUUGGCCGGUGGCGGCCUGAAGUGGCUGGACGUUUCAAACAACGCCAUCGGCGGCCAGAUACCAAGCUCGGUUUCGAAACUGAGCGACCUGGAGAGGCUGGACAUAUCCAGGAACCAGGUCAGGGGCGUCAUCCCUGCAUCCAUGGCCGGGAUGGUGCGUUUGGAGUGGCUGGACUUGUCCAGAAACGCGCUCGUCGGGAGGAUACCCGACCAGUUCACCAGGCUGACAAGCAUGCGGCACGCGAACUUCAGGGGCAAUAAGCUGUGCGGGAAGAUACCGCAGGCCAGGCCGUUCAAUUUGUUCCGUGCGGCCGCGUACGCGCACAACCUGUGCCUGUGCGGCAAGCCGUUGCCACCGUGCAGGAUCAUAUGAACAUGUUUGGGUGUAUGGUGGUGGCCAGCAAACUGGGUGUACGCACAUGUACAAAUCAAGCGGCAACUAAUUGGUAAUCCCCAAGACUGGAAAGCACUAGUAAGUUGCAUCCAACAGUCCACAACGAGAAAUUGAAACCAGGACAAACUUGUACGGUUCGAUUCAGUUCUCACUUCUCACUCAACCUUGUCGAUCUCCUCGAUCCGAUUACACUGUGAUCUGUUUCCAUUAUAUUUGUUUGGUUUGGAUGAGGUGUAAUCAGAUACCCAGGUAACAGAUUACAGCCUAAUACAAAUCCCAUUACUCUCAAUAUUGAGCUGUAUUAGAUCCUGUUACAACUCUUCCUCGCCUCCGCGACCGUGCAUGAUUCUCUCCCCUCCACACACAACGGUGCGGCG
Molecule: messenger RNA, 2089 nt
Organism: Phragmites australis (common reed)
Lineage: Eukaryota; Viridiplantae; Streptophyta; Magnoliopsida; Poales; Poaceae
Product: LRR receptor-like serine/threonine-protein kinase FLS2
Exons: 1
Coding region: 153-1691 (512 amino acids)
Molecular function (GO): protein binding
Source: RefSeq, a predicted model, not a curated record